This is a messenger RNA of Heterostelium album PN500, 546 nucleotides long. RefSeq names its product FNIP repeat-containing protein. Lineage: Eukaryota; Evosea; Eumycetozoa; Acytosteliales; Acytosteliaceae. The record is from RefSeq and is a predicted model, not a curated record. The transcript has a single exon. The coding region runs from base 1 to 546 and encodes 181 amino acids.
AUGUAUGGUAUCUACAAACAUAGAAUAGAGAGAGAUGUUUUACCAAAACAUCUUAUAAAUAUGUAUUUUCCACUUGAUCAACCAUUGGAUAUUGGAGUAUUACCACAAUCUCUUCAACAUUUAUAUCUUCACUCUUAUAAACAUAUAAUUAGCAUUGGUGUUCUUCCAUCUUCACUCAAGUGUAUAACUAUUUAUGGUCCUACUCCAACAAAUACCGAUAUUGGAAUAACUUUACCAAAAUCAAUUUCAUCACUCAUUAUUGGUGGAAUACAAAAAGACUCGGUGAAUCAAAGAAAAUUAGCUUUAAAUCUAAACAUUCUUGAAAUAAAUUUUAAUGAUGAUUAUGGACACCCUCAAACAAUAACAACAUUUCAAUUGACAAAUUCUCAAGAUUCACUUUCAUUUAUCAAAGAAUUCUAUCCAGAAUAUUAUUCAACACACAAUUUAUCGAAGAUCAGUGAUUACAUUGUCGAUUCUCAAAGCAAUCAAAUCAAAGGAGAAUACAUCAUUGCUCUACUUUUACAUAACAGUAAUAACAUUUUAUAA